CAGAUCUGCCUAACAGACAGUAGUUGUGCCAGUUAUGAGCGACAGACGUUAGCAGUGUAUGACUAUUUUCUGUUCUGCAUGUGUCGCGGUGUAACAUAUUUACGAUGAGUACCUACGUAUCUUCAAUGAGAAACAAGAACGCUAGCGUGAAUUUAGCCUAGCUGUUAUUAUUUUUACCUACUGCUGUCACGCCAUCAUCAUCAUCACCGGGGACAUCCGGCUGCGAGCGGACAGGUCCUGCAUGAGGUUGUUUUUAGAUCACUGAAGCAAUGGCCAGUACCAGUGAUCUACAGUUCCAAGAGUUUGACGAAGCAGCAGAGCUGUUGUCUGCAGACCCGGGGGCUUUAACACUCAGUAUGUCAGCCUCAAACACCACCACAACAGAAGCAGCAGGAGCAGGAGGAGGAGCAGGAGCAGCAGGAGGAGGAGGAGGGGAGGAUGUAAAACUAGACCUCUCAGAGGAUGAAGAGGGUCAGGAGGAGAGUUCAGAACUCUUAGGAGGACAGAAACCAACUGGUGGCUUCUGGACCUUUGGGUACUAUCAAUCUUUCUUUAAUGUGGACACAGUGCAGGUGCUGGACAGAGUUAAGGGGUCAGUGAUGCCAUUACCUGGAAGAAACUUUAUCAAACACCACCUCAGGAGUAAUCCAGAUCUGUAUGGUCCAUUCUGGAUCUGUGUGACUCUGGUGUUCUCAGUAGCGAUCAGUGGGAACUUGUCCACCUUCCUCAGUGAGAUGGGAAACCCUUCCUACCACUACAGACCACAGUUCCACAGAGUGACGAUAGCUGCAGUAGUGAUCUUCAUGUAUGCCUGGCUUGUGCCGAUUGGUUUGUGGGGUUUUCUGACCUGGCGGCAAGGGGCUGAGAGGCAGAUUGGAGGCUAUUCUUUUCUGGAGACUGUGUGCGUCUACGGCUACUCCCUCUUCAUCUAUAUCCCCACCUCGGUUUUGUGGAUCAUUCCAUUUGAGUGGUUGCGCUGGACACUGAUCCUGGUUGCCAUGAUGAUCUCUGGCUCAGUCCUGGUCCUCACCUUCUGGCCUGUUGUCUGUGAUGAUACAAAGGUGAUGGCAGUUGUUACAGUUGUGACCAUAGUGGCUUUGCACACGCUUCUGGCGAUUGGCUGUAAGAUGUACUUCUUCCAGACAGCAGCCUAUGUUCCAAGACCGGCCCCCACAACCCCUCCAAUUCCCAUAACAAUGGCAACCAAACACCACUGACCACUGACCACUGACUCAAUGCUCACAUGAUGAAACACUGUAAUUUGUCGUGUGUGUGUGUGUGUGUUGGGGGACAUCUAUUCUGGUAUGUGAUCUAUUCUGAGGGUGUUCCACUGUGACUGUAGUAGCACUUGUUCACUGCAAUAAUUGUACAUUUCUACUGUGAUGUUUCAGGAUGUGGUGCAUUUUAUUCAUCUCGCAUGGCUUUCAUAACACAUGAAUUCCCUUAAAGAUUCAAACACAAGAUCAGAAGAGGAUGAUAUUAGAAAUUUUCAUCAGUCGAAGGGAAAAACUUUAAGACUCCCACACCAAAUAAAACCAUGUUGCUACUGAUCAUUCUUUCUUAUGAGAUAUUAGAUGGACAAUAAACACUUAGAGAAAAACUUCAGAACAGGCUGUGGCAUCUUAUCAGUACUUUUUAGUUGAAUAAAUCCAUUGUUGGUUGGCAAAAUAAAGGUGCUCAUCCAAAAAAGGUGAUGACAAGCCCAUCUAGUUUGUGAAGGCGUAUGAAACUCACUAAAGCUGUUGAAACUAACAUUUUUGAGAACAAUAAAACUAGGGCUGCUGCCAUGA
Messenger RNA from Plectropomus leopardus (leopard coralgrouper), 1790 nucleotides. It is a transcript of the gene yipf2, whose product is annotated as Yip1 domain family, member 2. NCBI's taxonomy places the organism in Eukaryota, Metazoa, Chordata, Actinopteri, Perciformes, Serranidae. Gene Ontology annotation, molecular function: small GTPase binding. The record is from RefSeq and is a predicted model, not a curated record. Gene Ontology annotation, biological process: vesicle-mediated transport. Gene Ontology annotation, cellular component: Golgi apparatus; membrane.